Molecule: messenger RNA, 237 nt
Organism: Durusdinium trenchii
Lineage: Eukaryota; Dinophyceae; Suessiales; Symbiodiniaceae
Source: the annotation of a GenBank genome assembly
AUGAGAACAAGGAGCGGCUUUUCUUCCCUGCCAACCUGGGUUUUAUCAGGCUGGCCAUCCAACACGGGUUGCCCCUCCUACCAGUGUACAGUUUUGGUGAGAACCAGCUCUUCAGGACAGCCGAAUGGGUUAAGUCCAUCAAUAAGUUCUUUUAUGAGAACUUCAAGAUCGGCAACGUUCUCAUCAUUGGCCUUUUUGGAAUCCCAGUGUCUCCUUUGCUUCCCAAUCCCUUCGUAG